Guyanagaster necrorhizus is the source of this 1725-nucleotide messenger RNA. Its product is annotated as MFS general substrate transporter. Gene Ontology annotation, molecular function: transmembrane transporter activity. Gene Ontology annotation, biological process: transmembrane transport. The coding region runs from base 216 to 1661 and encodes 481 amino acids. The record is from RefSeq and is a predicted model, not a curated record. The transcript has 9 exons. Lineage: Eukaryota; Fungi; Basidiomycota; Agaricomycetes; Agaricales; Physalacriaceae.
UCAACGUUGAGUACGUCUUUCCUUUUUGCCUUGAAAUUCCGUUGAUACACUCUUGCGUGCUCAGCGUAAAGUAUUAUGACAUAUCGGUGCCAAUUGCUCGCGAGCAGAGUGACAGGUAAUGUCGGAAUAAGCGGAAUAACUAUCAGCCUCGGACCGGUAGCAUCAUGAGACUUAUUCUUACAGUUUACCACCACAAGAUUGCACGCAGAAUAUAGAUGGCGAACAUAAAGGAACAAGAAGCUCGAGGUGGUGUCAAUGAUACGGUCACGCUUACAAACGCAAAAGACUUUGGAAUAAUACCUGUCCCUCGUAGUUUGCGAUAUGACCCAGGAAAACCUUUUAAUUUUUCACUGGCUAUGAAUAUCGCAUUCGGGGCCAUAAGCACGUUCACGGUUGCGAACCUAUACUACUGCCAACCGUUGCUCAUCGAAUUAUCGAAAGAUUUUGAUGUUACUUACGAGGAAGUCUCUAGGAUACCGACGCUCUUACAAGCAGGAUAUGCUACUGGGCUUAUCUUAAUAACACCUCUCGGUGAUUUGGUCCGCCGCCGACAACUUGUCCUAAUACUCAUAACGGUCUCCGCGUCUCUUACCAUCGGUUUAUCAGUAACAUCCAGCCUCGCCGUCUUCGAGGCACUGUCCUUCCUCGUCGGUGCCGUGACCGUCGUCCCCCAAGUCUUAAUGCCCCUCGCAGUUGACCUUGCACCGCCACAACGUCGCGCCUCCGCUCUAUCCAUCGUUCUUGCCGGACUGCUCCUCGGUAUCCUCCUCGCACGAGUUCUCUCAGGAGUCAUAGGAGAGUUCACCUCAUGGCGCGUCGUUUACUACCUCGCCAUAGGACUUCAGUACUUCCUUGUCCUCGGAAGCUACUUCGUCGUACCGGACUUUCCCGCGAAGAACGCUCAUUUGACAUACUGGCAUAUCCUUCAGACAAUGGCCAAGUUCGCUGUGACAGAGCCGCUCCUCAUCCAAGCGUGUCUCAUCAGCAUCGGGUCGAGUGCAUCGUUCACCAAUUUCUGGGUUACGCUUACCUUUCUCCUCGGUGGGGAUCCGUAUAAUUAUUCCACUUUGGUGAUAGGGCUCUUUGGGCUUAUAGGCAUGUUUGCUGUGGCAAUGGGACCGAUACUCGGCAGAGCUAUCGAUCAUUUGGUCCCAUGGUACGCUUCUCUGAUUGGCAUUUUCAUGAUGCUGUGCUCUCAAGCCGUACAAACGGGCGCUGGUGGCAUUUCCAUCGGUGCUGUUAUCAUCACUACCAUCGGGAUCGAUACUUUUCGGCAAAUGCUGGAAGUUUCUCUUGCGACGCGGAUUUACAGCAUUAAUCCUGAGGCUCGUGCGCGUCUCAACGCCGUGUAUAUUCUUUCUUUAUUCAUUGGUCAGGUGAUGGGUUCAUCCGUUGGCACAAAAGUGUUUGUGCAGUACGGGUGGCGUGCGGGUGGUGCUCUUUCGAUGGCAUUCUGCGGCUGGAUGCUUUUUAUACUUAUGUUGCGUGGGCCACACUGCGGAAACAAGACAUGGUUUGGGUACCAAGGAGGCUGGGAGGCGAGAAAGAAUGUUGUGGAACCAGCAAAAGAAAUACGAGAAGAGGAUAAACAGGAUAUCGAAAUGGGAACCGAUAGCAGAUCGCGUGAGAUGGGUGAGAAGGAAAGCGAGAUAGGGAACUGAUGUGAGCCUCGAAAAACCUGUAGAAAUGGUAUAGAUUUUAUCCCUGACCCCGGUUCGGGCGGCC